Plasmodium relictum is the source of this 4095-nucleotide messenger RNA. Its product is annotated as conserved Plasmodium protein, unknown function. Bases 1 to 4095 code for a protein of 1364 amino acids. The transcript has a single exon. NCBI's taxonomy places the organism in Eukaryota, Apicomplexa, Aconoidasida, Haemosporida, Plasmodiidae. The record is from RefSeq and is a predicted model, not a curated record.
AUGAAUAUAAAUUAUUUAGAAGAUAAAUGCACUAAAUCUACUUCAAGUAAAAUUAGUUACAAUGAUAAAGCAAUAUCAUUGAAUAAUCUCAAAAAAAUAUUAUUAGAUGCAGAUGUAAUAAUAGAUUCAUCAAAAUUAAUAAUUAGAAAUAAUGAUAAUUUUGAUAUCCAAUUAAUAAAUAAUAUUAAUGAUAGUUUUGUUGAAAAAAUUAGCAAUCUAUUGUUAGAUAAAAAAAGAAAUAUUAUACCUGAAGAUGAACUAAUAGAUUUUGUGUUUCUGAUAAUGAGAGAAAGAAAAGAAAAUUAUACAUCAAAAAAAGAAUCUAGAGAAAAUCAAUUGUCUAUUUCAAACAACGAAAAUGUUAGAUGUCCUAUAAAAGAUGAAGUUAGUAGUUUAAUACAAAAAAUAAAUAACUUUUACUCUUAUUUUAAUGAAAACACAUUGGAAGAAAAGUUAACAUUAAAAAGAUCCAGUUUACAAAGUGAAAUAAAUUAUAAAAAUGUUAUUGUUGAAGAUAAUGAAGCAUUUAAAAAAAAUGUUAUAGAUAACAAUAACAGCAUGAUAAAAGAAAGUAGAGAAAAAUCAGAUGUACUAAAAAAAAAAGAUAAAAAUCCACAUAUAAGUGAAAUUGAAAAUACUAUGCGAAAUUUACUUAAUAUUAGUAUUAGUGAAAAGGAGUCAGAAGAAUUUAAUAAAUAUAUAAAUAUAUGCAUUGAAAAGAGAAAAUUAAAUAGAGAAAAAGAUAAAACAAGUAGCUACGCAAAUAAUAAAAAUGAAUUUAAUGAACCUAUAAAUAUAAAUAUCACAAAAGAAAAAAUGAAGGAUAAUAAUGUUAGUUCUUAUAGUAAUAUUAGCGUAAUAGAAAAUGAAAGAAAUGCAAAAUUAAAUUAUGUACAUGGCAAAAAAGGUUUAACGCCAUCACAAAAAGAAAGAGAUGGAAGUGAUAAGAAAAAUGAUUUAGAUAAUUUAAUUAGCAAAAUAGAUAUGAAUUAUGAAGAAAAAAAAAAAAAAAUCAAUAAUAAUUUUUCAAAAAAUUAUAUAUGUGAUGAUUUGAAAUCUCAUAGUAGCAUCAACAACCAUAUUUAUAGGAACAUAAAAUGUAAUGAUGAUGAUAAUAUUAAAAAAAAUGGUAAAAUUAUAGAUAGCAAUGAAACCUACAUUAACAAUGAUGAGAAAAAUGUUUUGAAUAAUGAAAAUAUGAUUAUGAAUAAAAAUGAAAAUUUAAAAAUAAACAACAAAAAUAAAAUGAAAGAAAAUACUAAAGAAAAUUAUUUAGCAUAUACAUGUAAUGAUAUUUAUUCAAAAGAAAGUGAUACCCUACAAGAAUUGUACUAUGAUAAAACGUUAUUACAUAACAAUUUAAAUUUAUCAAAAGAUAGAACAACUUAUAAUUUAUCAGAGAUAAGUGAAGAUAAAAUUUCGAAUAAUUCAUAUGAUCACACCAGUAGACUUAUUAAAAAUAAGUUGUUAAUCAGUAAUAAAAGUACUGCUUCAAAUAGUUCCUAUCAAUAUAUUACUAAUAAAAAUUAUAAAAUGAAAGAUUGUAUGAAUAUAGAAAACAUGAAUGAGAAAAAAGAAGAUACUUUAAAAAAUUUGGAAAUAAAAGAAAAUAAAAUUGAUGAAAAUAGACAAUAUCAUAAUAAAGAUUUAAUAAAAAUUCAUAAAAAAAAAUUUUGUUACGACAUCAUUAAUUUUGAAAGAAAUGAGAGAAAUUUGGUAGAAGAAUCUAAUUACACUAUAUAUGAUUCAAAGGAAGAGUUUACUACAAAAAAAAAUAACUAUUAUAAAAAUAAAAAUUACCCUAAACUGAAGGGAGAUGAUUUUAUUUAUGAUAAGAAUAAAAAAUGUUUUAUUAAUUCAAUAGAAAAAGAUAUAUUUAUUCAUAUGGAGCAAACAAAGGAAGAAAAUUACAAUUCUGAUCAUGUUUAUGAUGCUGAUAAAAAAGAGACUAACAGUUUAGUUUUAAAUUAUAAGAGAAGUAUAAUAAAAGAUGAAACAAGUCAAACUAACGAGAUAGAAAAUAAUAAUGAUACAAAUGAAAUCAAUAAUAUAAAAUUGAAUAGAAGUAAUUAUAGUAAGCUAUCACAUGAUGUUUCUAGAAAUUUAAAUAAAGAAGAGGAUAACAGCACCUUAGAAGAGUAUGCCAAUAUAAAUUAUUUUAACGAUGAGUGCAUGUUAAAUAAAAAAGAGAAUAGCUUUAAUUUAAAAUUAGAUAAAUACUUAUACAAAGAAAAUAAAAUUGACGAAAGUUUGAGUAAUUAUACAGAAAAGAAAAAUUCUUUUAAGAAAAUAGAAAAAUGGACAAGUGAAGAUAAGAAUUCCGAAGCAUUAUCAGAAUGUGAACAAAAAAGAAUGAUUAUAAAUAAGAGUAGAAUAAAUGAAUUAGAAACUAUUAAAGACAAUUUUAUUUCUUAUAGUGAUGAACAAAAUGAUUAUAAAAAUGAUAUUGCCUUAUAUAAUGAUAAUGAUACGUACUCUACUGACUGUUGCUUAAAUACAUUUAAUAAAAAAAAAAAACAUAAUUAUAAUAAGAUAAAAAAGAAAUUAAACAAUAAUUUUGUUAAUAACAAGGAUGAACACAAUAUUUGUUCUAAUAGCCUUUCCCCUCCUUACGAAAAUGAAAUAUAUUCAAUAGAGAAAGAAAAAAACUUUGAUAAAAAUGAAAAGAGAGAAAAAAAGAGUCUUUUAAAUAGUAAAAAUACGAGUAAUGAUUCGGAGAAGUACCCAUCAAAAGAAAAAUACGAAAUUCGAUCAAAUCAAAGUGAUAGAUGUAACUAUUUGAUAAAAAGUAAAAAUGAAGGGAAUAUGUUUUUUGACUUAAAAAAAAAAAGUGAAGGAAUUGUUAACAAGUUUAAUAGAGACUAUUUAGAAAGAAAAACAGAGAGUAAAAGUAAAAAAUUAAAUCAUUUUAAGAGUAUUACAAAUGAAAAUAUACUAAACAAUAAAACUGAACUUGAUGAUAUAUAUAAUGAAAAUAUUUCUAAUAGCAUAGAAAAUAAAAUUAAAACCAACAUAUUAGAGAAAGCAAAUGAAAACAAUUUCGAUCAAAAAAAUUUUUUAUUUUUAAAAAGAAAGGAAGAAGACGAUUCCCGAUUACAAAAAUGGCUAAGUAAAGUAAAUUCUAGAGAAAAAGAGAAGAAAAAGAAAAUUCAAGAAAAAAAAGAAGAAGCACAAAAAAAAGAAUUAGUAGACUGCACUUUUCAUCCUACUUUAAAUACCAAUAGAAUGAAAAAAAUGGAUAUAACAAAAAAGAAAGAAAUAAAUAUAUAUAAUAAAGAAUUCGUUAAAAUAAAUAAAAAUUAUAAUAAAAAUAUCUUUUAUGAAGGAGAAGAAAUUAUUACAUUAAAUAAUUUCUAUCAAUCAGAGAAACAAAAUAAAAGUAGAAGCAGUAGCAGUAAUAAUACUACUACUGAUAAAAAAAAUAGUAUAUUUAUAAAUAACUUUUCUUAUGAAAAUAACAAUGACAAUUGUUUUAAUAAAAAUAAAAAUUAUGAAGAUAUGUCUACUACUAUGAUAAUAAAUGACAUGAAAAAAAACAAUGAUCAACUAGUUGAUAGCACUAGAAAAAAUAAAAUAGACAGAAACAAAAUAUUAUAUUGGAGGGGUUUGAAGCACAAUGAAGAAUUAAAAAAGAAAAAAUAUGAAUUAGAAAAAUUAAAAGAAGAAGAAUUAAAAAAAGAGUGCGUAUUUCAUCCAAUAAUAAAUGACAAUGUUAAAAUUUAUUUGUCCGAAUUACCAAGAGGAUAUAAAAAGACAGUAGAUAGAAUUAAAAAAGGUAUUGAAGAAAAAAAAAGAGUAAAUGACUUUUUAGAAUAUAGAAUCCCAAAUGAUAAUAUUAAUAGAAAUGAAAAAAUGGAAAUUUCUCCUUUUAGUUUUGAUAAAGGAUUUUACAAAGUAAAGAUAAAACCAGUUUAUUUUGAAACAAAAAUAAAAAUAUCUGAAAAUAAAAUUGCUUCAUUAGCUAUUCGUGAAGAUGAAGAUCCAUUAUAUAUUGUUGAUAUUUUUUGUAAAAUUCAUGCAAUUAAAAAUGAAGAUAAAAAUAUAUUAUGCGAAUAUAUUCUUGAUGAAUUAAAAAAAUUACAUCUAAAAAAUUAA